This is a messenger RNA of Pelobates cultripes (western spadefoot toad), 336 nucleotides long. Lineage: Eukaryota; Metazoa; Chordata; Amphibia; Anura; Pelobatidae. The record is from the annotation of a GenBank genome assembly.
AUGUUCAUACAACAAGAAGGCCUCACAUACAUAAGAAAGGCAGAUAUCCAACCCACACCCUGGUCGGACCACUGCGCGACAAGAGUAACUAUGACAUCACCACUCUACCGUCCAGCUAGAACGUCGUGGAGACUCAACGAUUCACUCCUCUUAGACGAACUGCUACGGGCACAAAUCGCGAAGCAUGUACACCAGUACUUCAAGGAAAACACCACAGAAGGUGUGUCCGAUAUGACUUUAUGGGAAGCACACAAAAGCGUAAUGAUGGGGCACUUAAUACGAAUUGCGAGGCAAAAGAAAAAAGAAGCCGGCCAACAGCUACUAGACCUUACCUGA